This is a messenger RNA of Symbiodinium pilosum, 1515 nucleotides long. NCBI's taxonomy places the organism in Eukaryota, Dinophyceae, Suessiales, Symbiodiniaceae. The record is from the annotation of a GenBank genome assembly.
AUGAUAGAGAUGGCGGCGCAAAGUGUUGGGGCAGCCAUUGAAGAAGCUGUGAAGGCGGUCGAUGGAAGAGUGCCGUCGCACAUCCCGCUUGCAAAGAGCAAUCCACGCGAGUACUGGCGGAGGGUCAGGACUUUGUACCGAAGUUCUCUGGCUGUGAUUGUGGGCAACAUCCUGGAAUGGUAUGACUGGACCGUGUUUGGAUAUAUGCAGGACAUCUUGAAGGAUGUCUUUGUCUCUGGCAGCGGCCAGCAGGCAUGGCUCCUUUUCGCGGUGCCCUUCUUGGCGCGGCCAUUUGGCAGCCUGGUCUUUGGCUGGAUCGGCGACACAUGUGGUCGCGCAUUGUCGCUGCAACUGGCCAUUUGGGGCAUGGCUGUGGCAACAGCAUUGCAGGGCUGCCUAGUACCCUCACUUCCAGGAAUCACUUGGAUACUGGCCGCCCUGCGGCUUGUUACAGGCUUAUCCGCUGGCGGGGAGUCUGCCGGGGUAAACACCUACAUGUCCGAGUUUGGUGAGGAGGGACGGGAGCACACACUAGCAGCCGCCAUUGGCGUGAACAAUGUCAGUGGUUCCCUAGCCUUCUUCUUGGCCAACGCUGUGUCCUUGGCAGUGCAUCAGCUCCCUCGCGAGACUCAGCUGGCCUGGGGCUGGCGCAUCCCGUUUCUGCUGGCAGCGCCGCUGGGGGUCGUCUCUGUACUGCUGCGUCGUGGCAUCAAGGAAACGUCGCAGUUCCAACGGAAGCGCAACGAGGAUCUCUCAUGCCAAACGGCGGCCGGCAUCAUUCCAGACCUGCAGGACAGCUGCGGGGAGAGUUGCGACGACAGUCACGGGCGCAGCUCAGAGGACAGCAUUGAGGACUCUGAGCAGCAAAAGCCGCCCAGGCCCUCAGCCUCACUUCGCAGACUUCGCACCUUUGCCAGUCGUGCAGUUCUGGCUGCGUUGGUCUUGGCAGCAGUCACCAGCUGCAAUUAUCUUCCAAUCUACCUUGUGUCCUGGUUGGAAGAGGCCGGGCUCCAGCCCUCCGUGGCUUUGAGCAUUGCAGCCGCUGCAAAGGUGACCCAGGUCCUGGCAACGCUUCCAGUGUCUUUUGCAGCAGAUCGUGCAGGGACUGUCUCAGUCAUGAUGUGCGGUGGUGCAGCAACUGGCGUGUUCGCAGUGCCUUUCUUGUGGUUUGUAGGCGAGACCUCUCACUGGCCGGGCUAUAUCACUGCGUUCCUCGUGUUGGGCUUCCUGCUACCAGUUUUCAUCAGCAUCUACCUGGUGCCCUCGCCCCUUUUCAUGACUUCGCUAUUCCCGAUGGAGCAGCGGGGCCGCGGGGCCGGGCUCUGCCUGGGACUGGCAUCCGUGGUGGCCGGCCUGAUGCCAGCAGCGGCGUCUUCGCUCGCAAAGCACGGCUACCUCUGGCCAGGUGCUCUCAUCUCUUUCUUGAUUCUGCCCUCCCUGCUGCUCCUCGCCUGCGCGAAGCGAGCGGCGGCCCGCGGGCAUCUCACCGUCUUCCAGCGGCCCUGGCUGUUUUGA